Molecule: messenger RNA, 3230 nt
Organism: Pimephales promelas (fathead minnow)
Lineage: Eukaryota; Metazoa; Chordata; Actinopteri; Cypriniformes; Leuciscidae
Gene: pvrl2l
Product: PVR cell adhesion molecule related 2 like
Source: RefSeq, a predicted model, not a curated record
GAAUGUUUGGAUUAAACGCUUUAGUGCUGUCUCUGACUGGAACCCAAUCCACAAGUUCUAAACUUCAAUGCCCUUCCGUUCCCAAUAUGACGUGACGCGACGAUGACAUCACGACACUUCCAUCUGUAGCGCUCUCGCGCUCGUGACCGAACAGAACAAGUGAGCUAGUCUCGUCAGGCAGAAGGACUCAACGGCACAGUAACAUACCUGCACACACUCCGGGCUUUACUAGCAGUUGGAGCGGACUGUAAGACUGAGAUUCCGACCUGACAAGCCUCAACACACCGCCUCCGGUUCGCUUCGCAAAGUGAAAGAGAUUUUAUGCUAAAGUUUUCAGGAUUUGUUUAACCUCCCGCGGACAAGAGCGGAAUGAGCGACUUUACGAUGAUAAACUGUUGCCUGAUUCUUGGCGCGUGCCUUCUGUCCAGCCAAGCUGUCUGGAGUCAGCGUGUUCGAGUAGAAUAUGAGGUCACUUCGCAUCCAAAUGGGUCUGUCAAUCUGCGCUGUGAGUUCACCGACAGCGGAAGCACCAAACUUACACAGGUUUCGUGGAUGUUUGAGCGUGUUGAGGGUGACAGGCACAACAUUGCUGUAUUCCACCCCACAUAUGGAGCCAGUUUCCCCAAUAAAGAUUUCGAAGGCCGAGUUAAGUUCACACAAGGCUCCCUGGAGAACCCAUCCAUUAGGAUCGACAAACUGAGGAUGGCUGAUGCUGGCAGGUACAUCUGCGAGUACGCGACUUACCCCAGUGGAAACGAGCAGGGGACGACCACUCUUAUCAUGCUGGCUAAACCCAAAAACUCAGCUUCCGCCAUCCCAGUGCAAGCCGGCUCUUCUGAGGUUGUGGUGGCAAGAUGUGAGGCAGCCCAAGGGAAACCGGAGGCAACAAUCUCCUGGAUUACAGCUGUUGCUGGCCGCUAUAACCACACUUCAGUGCCCGAGAUGGACGGCACAGUGACCGUGAAGAGCGAGUAUCGGAUGAUCCCGACACCUGCUGAAAACGGAAAGGAGAUCACCUGCUUGGUGAAUCAGAGGACGCAGAACGAACCGAAACCCUACCACUUGAAGCUGGUGGUGGAAUACCCACCCACUGUGACAAUAGAAGGAUAUGACAAUAACUGGUACAUGGGGCGAACUGAUGCCUUUUUGGACUGCAAGGCUGACGCCAACCCAGAACCCACUAAUGUUACCUGGACAGCUGUCUCGGGUCAGUUGCCGCCUUCGGUAUCUGUUGAUCAGAACCGGCUACUGGUGAGAAAGGUGGAUGAAACGGUGAACACCACUUUCGUGUGCGAAGUGAAGAACAGUCUAGGUUCUGCCAAGAAAGAGCUCUCCGCCACGGUCAUCGAGUCGACUGAAGACCCCUCCAGCGCCGGCAUGGUGGCCGGAGCCAUCCUGGGCAGCUUCUUGGCCCUCGUUUUGGUCGGCGCGUUGGUCACCGUGUUAGUGACGCGAAGCCGUCGCCAGCAGCAUGGAUAUUCGGGCGACGGCGAGCAGGGCGCCUACGGCAACAAAACCCGUCUUUUUGGCGGCAAGAAGUCCAGCAAGAACGGCACAGGGGCCAACAACAACGGCCCGAUCUACACGUACCGCGAAAGCGAGCCGGGAGCCCUGACGGAGAAAUGCAACGAGUUCCCUCACAUGACCACCUGCCCGCCAACCGCUCAUGACAUCCUGCUGAGCGGCGAGCUGAAUGAAGCCGUGCGAAGGAAGUUCGACGCCCUGAACGACAGCUUGGAGGAGGAGGAAGAGGACGAAAGGUACGACCGCUUCAGCGGACUGCCGCCCAGCUACCAAAUCCACCGGCACGAGGACGAGUGUGCUCCUUACCUGGACGACGACAUGGAGUCUCAACGAGACGGCUCAAUCAUCUCCCGGACUGCCAUCUAUGUCUAGAAGAAUCAGAUGAUGCACCUGACUGAUAUUUACUUGACCUUUUAAAACAAAGACGCAAAUGUGCCAUCUGGGGAGUGGAAGCAGAAUGGUGGAUGAAGACACUCAUUAUCAUGCAGAAAACACAUUGAUUUUGCUUGCCUCACGAUGUAACUUGUUGUUAACGCCCAUUCUAGUCAGAAUCCAUCCUUCUGUGGUUCACUCACACCCACGAGCACAAUACUCAACCAGGCCCUUUUGAAGUGAAUAGAAAGCCUUGUGAUUGCCCAUACAGGCUUGUCAAUGCUACAUUGCACGAGAGGCUCAGCAUCUGUGACCCAGAAGCGAAGGCCGCACUCGCCAGGUUGUGUACAGCUUCUUUUAUCAAUCGCCGAGUAUGCCGUCUUCGAGAACAGCUGGAUGUUUUGUGAGCUAAACAGAAAACAGACAACUCAACGUUCACCACAGCAUCUGGGUCAUUCAUCCGUGCAGCCGAUCAACUCCAGUAGUGAACGCUUUUAACUUCCCCCACAAUUUGUUUUAGUUCUCGUUACGCUAAAGGAAUUCUCUGAUUCACUCAAGUUCUCGGCAGAGGCAGACUCUCCUGUCGGUUUGUUCCAGGCCAGAGUGUUGUGCAUUUUGGGCUGAUGCAUGUUCCCCAUCCACCCCCCGCCCUUCGAUUAAUCCAGUUAUCAAAACCAUCUCGCAUUAGCACGAAUCCUUCCAGGAGAAAGGCUUGGACUGUUGUUUUUGUCUUUUAACUUCACUACAACAGAUUAAGUAGAUUAAUGCACAUCAUAGAUCUGUGUGGAAGGCGGGGCCUUGAGAGGAAAGCAACUGAUGUGCCUUUGAGUGUGGGAUUAUUUGGACAGCGGAGCGCGGAUGGACCCCAGCAGGGACCGUUAAGCCAGGCGGCAUAUGUUUGCCAGGUUCAGCGGAGUCCACGGUCUUGAAAAGCUGCCAGCUGUGAAAAAAGGUCAAGGGACAAGGCGCUCUCACCGUAUGUUCAGCAGCGAGAUUAGGACACUCACUUUACCGCAUCCCUCUAGAGCGGACCAAUGGUUUGUUUUGAUGCCUCGCGCAUAAGCCGACUUUUUUAAAACGACAAAAUUUCGGACACUGUGUGCGUGUAACCGUAGCGGUGUGAGUCCAGAUGUGGAUUAAUUUGUCUCCGGGUGUCGGCGAAUGCGUGUUUUGCAUAAUAUCAUGCAGCUUGUAUGGAUGCUUUGGCAGUGCUUUGAAUUACUUGAGCCGUGACUCAUUCAUCCUUGGUUUCGCUCGUCGAGCCUUCGGUGGAGGGAGGUUAGCGCGAUAAUGACAAAGGAGCAACACACUCACCAAUGCGACGCAACCCAGAG